CUUGUUUCCAGAGCAUUGUCUGAAGUUCUUUCUGAAUACCAACUUAAGAUUAGCACUGUGUCUCUGUUGUUGGGUGAUGUAUGUUGACGCUAGUUAGUUGGAAAAUCUACUUAAGAAGGUAUUUUCAGCAUCAAUGGAGAAUAUGAUCAUGGGCUUUAUCUUCCUUCCAAUGUUGUUGGCGCAAUGCUUCAUGGCUCCCUUAGCCAUAUCUCAACCAAACUUCCCCAUAGAUCAAUUUGCCCUUCUUGAGUUUAAAGCUCACAUCACUUUUGAUCCUCUUCAUAUCUUAUCCUCUAACUGGUCUCCUGCCACCUCAGUUUGUAACUGGGUUGGUGUUUCCUGUAGUGCUCUUCAUCGUAGAGUCACAGCCUUGGAUCUUCCAAGCAUGAACCUCAUUGGCAGCCUCCCUGCCCACUUGGGAAACCUCUCAUUCCUUGUUUCUCUCAACUUGAGUGGAAAUAACUUCCAUGGCCAUUUGCCUCCAGAGUUGGGGAAGCUACAACAUUUGAGGCUCAUGGACUUAAGCAACAAUUUUCUUAACGGAAGCAUUCCAGAUGAGAUUUGGUUGCUUUCAAAGUUGGAGAUUUUUAGAGUAAGAAGCAACCACUUUACAGGAACUAUAUCAAGAAAUAUUGGGAACUUAACUAAGCUAAGGAGAAUAUACAUCGGAAGUACAAAAAUAAGAGGGGAAAUACCACAGGAGAUGGGUAAUCUUCAUAAUUUGGAGCUAUUUUCAGCUAGUAAUGGAAGUUUCUCAGGUCUCAUUCCAGCAAAUAUCUUCAAUAUCUCUUCCCUAAGAUGGAUUUAUCUUUAUUCAAAUAAUCUUUCUGGUACUCUUCCUAUCGACUUGUGCUACCGUCUGCCAAAUAUUGAGCUACUUGAGCUACACAAGAAUCAGUUAGAAGGCUUAAUUCCGUCAAGUAUAGGCAAAUGCAAGAAGCUUCAAAUUUUGUCUUUAUCAAAAAAUAGAUUCACUGGAUUCAUUGCAAGAAGCAUAGGGAACUUGACCAAACUUUCUGAAAUAUAUCUCAGUCAGAAUAACUUGGAAGGUGAAAUACCAGAGGAGGUUGGCAACUUACCUUUGAAGAUUUUAAGCAUGGGAUACAACUCCUUCAUUGAUUCCAUUCCUCCCAAGAUCUUCAACAUCUCAACCUUGGAAUACAUUUUCUUUGGAAUGAAUAACCUUUCAGGCCAUCUUCCUUCCACCAUUGGACUUGGGCUUCCAAAGCUUACUGAGCUACAUUUGUUUAACAAUGAACUUAGUGGCAUUUUUCCAAAUUCUAUCUCAAAUUCUUCCUUGCUUACCUUUCUAAACCUAAACAAUAACUUAUUCUCUGGCCCUUUCCCCAGUUCACUUGGCCAUCUAAGAUUCCUAAGAACACUUCACUUGGGUGGAAACAUGUUCUCUGAAUUCUCCACUCCAGAAAGAAGCUUCCUCUCUUCUUUGGUAAACUGUAGAUUAUUGGCAAAUCUAUCCAUAGCGUUUAAUUCAUUGAGUGUCACCCUUCCAGCUUCAAUUGGGAAUCUAUCUAAAUCUCUUCAAUAUUUGUAUGCAUCCAAUAGCAAAAUCUAUGGAAACAUUCCUGUAGAAAUUGGAAACUUGAGCAACUUGAUACUUUUGGAUCUUUCUAGGAAUGAUUUGAUUGGACCAAUUCCAGUAACAAUUGGAAGAUUGCAAAAGCUCCAAGGUUUGUAUCUUUAUAGAAACAGAUUGCAAGGAACAAUUCCGAAUGAUCUAUGUCACCUACAGAGAUUAUAUGCAUUGGAAUUGGAGCGCAAUCAGCUUAAUGGAUCCAUGCCAAAGUGCUUAGCCAAUUUGACUUCUUUAAGAUAUCUAAACUUAUGUUCCAAUAACUUAACUUCUACCAUACCCUUAGCUUUCUGGAGUCUUAAAUAUAUCUUGGUAGUAUACUUGUCAUCAAAUUCAUUCAAUGGCUCUCUUCCAUUAGAUUUUGGAAACCUAAGGGUCUUGAUCGAGGUGGAUUUAUCUAGAAAUCAUCUGUCAGGCAAUUUACCUAACACCAUUGGGGAUCUUAAAGACCUGACUUAUCUUUCCUUGGCAGAAAAUACAUUAGAAGGUAAUAUUCCUCAAUCAUUUGAUGGGUUGAUAAGCUUGGAAUUCUUGGAUCUCUCUAACAAUAUUCUCUCAGGAGUGAUUCCCAAUUCCUUAGAAGAACUCUCCUAUCUCCAUUUCUUCAAUGUAUCUUUCAAUAAACUUGAAGGCAAAAUUCCAAGUGGAGGAUCAUUCAAAAAUUUCUCUGCUCAAUCAUUUAUUGGAAACAUUGCCCUCUGUGGUUUGCCAAGAUUUCAAGUUCCUCCAUGUAAGUCCCACAAGAAAUCUGUCCAUGUGUUAAGAUUAGUGUUGCCACUUGUAGUAGCUACCAUAUUGAUACUUUCCCUUGUCAUCAUCAUCUUCAAAAGACAACAUAAAUCAAAAGAAAAAUCCAUAGAUGAAGAAACUUUUCCAAGUCUAGCAAAAUGGAAGAGAGUUUCAUAUCAGGAGCUUCAACAUGCAACCAACAGAUUCAACGAGAGAAACUUACUUGGUACAGGGAGUUUUGGGUCAGUAUACAAAGGGACACUUAAAGAUGGAGUAAGCAUUGCAAUAAAGGUCUUCAAUCUACAAGUAGAGCAUGUACUAGAAAGUUUUGACAUAGAAUGUGAACUACUACGCAAUAUUCGCCAUCGAAAUCUGAUCAAAAUCAUUACUAGUUGUUGUAAUGAAAACUUCAAAGCCUUGGUGCUUGAGUUCAUGCCUAAUGGGACCUUGGAGAAGUGGUUAUAUUCUGAUGUAUGUUGUCUAAAUAUUCUACAAAGAUUGAAUAUAAUGAUUGAUGUGGCUUCUGCUUUAGAAUAUCUCCACCAUGGACACUCUGUUCCAAUCAUCCAUUGUGAUUUGAAACCUAGCAAUGUGCUGCUCGAUGAAGAUAUGGUUGCACAUGUGGGGGAUUUUGGCCUUGCCAAGCUUUUGGGAGAAGGGGAAUCUAAGAUGCAAACAUUGCAAAUUGCCACUCUUGGCUACAUGGCACCAGAAUAUGGAUCAAUGGGAAUGGUUUCUACAAAAGGGGAUGUUUACAGCUUUGGCAUCUUAGUCAUGGAGACAUUCACAAGACGGAAACCUACAGAUAAAAUGUUUACCGGAGAAAUGAACUUGAAGGUGUGGGUGAAUGAAUCAUUAUUGCAUUUAGGAACUGAAGUUGUGGAUGCUAGUUUGAUGGAGGAGGGGGAGCAUUUCAUUGCCAAAGCAAAUUGUGUAUCAUCUAUUUUGGAAGUAGCUUUGAGUUGUUGUGCAGAAGCACCCAAAGUAAGAAGAAAUAUGAUGGAUGUCGCAACAAUGCUUAAGAAGAUCAAAAAUCAAUAUCUUAAGGAUAUUGGAAAUUGAGAAGAUCAUGUAAAUUAAAUAACUAGUACUUUAGUGUUGAAAUUGAGUUUUUGGAUAAAGAAUAAAGAUGGUUUCUCUAC
Messenger RNA from Rubroshorea leprosula, 3462 nucleotides. NCBI's taxonomy places the organism in Eukaryota, Viridiplantae, Streptophyta, Magnoliopsida, Malvales, Dipterocarpaceae. The record is from the annotation of a GenBank genome assembly.